AUGCCAUUGCCGACCGACAGUCAAAGUCACCAAGAGGCAGCAGUGGCUCAGCCCUCCUCUGGUGGAGACCCUGCAAGCUCGUAUACGUCGAUGGGUCGGGCAACUGAUGGCUUAUCUUCGGCCGAUGUGGACCCGGAGCCAAUAAUUGUAGAAGCACAAGUCCUGACCCAUCAGCCUAGCACGGCUCGAUUCAGCCAGUUCCAUCGGAACAGGUUUUUAAACUCAGGACGGAUCUCGGACCCGGCUCUGAAAGAGAAUCAUCGGAAGUUUCGGAACAAGCUCAACGAGAAACGGUUUCAUUGUUCCCGGCACCCCAGAAACUGCGUCGACCCUAGCAAGCUGAGGGUGCACUACGAACUGCCCUUCGCAAUGGUCGAGCCUGCGUUCCCCGAUCCUACCGCACCGGAUGGGACUAAAAUAUUAAGAAUUUUAACCGGUCCAACGGGGCACCUCCAAAAAACAGCCGGCAUGAAUGCGUUGUAUAAGCAAUUGCUCGCCGCUCUCAAUGAGCAUCACGAGAACGCGCUCAAGAGAUCCGGAAGAAGAUCAGCAUCUUCUCAAUCGGCCUGGUUGAAAUGGCUGUGGACUGAAAUGUUUAAGCCUCAGAAAAGCUUGCCUCUUUGCGGAAUCGUCCAUGCCCCUUACCCCCUUUGGACGCUCGGGGAGAUUCAAGUUGAGUUGAUCAAAUAUUUCGCACAAAAUCCACAGGACAAUAAGCUAUUGCUCUCGACUGCUUCCCAUCUGCUAAGAGCUUACUUCAAAGCUCAUGACGGGAGUCAGCAGAUGUUACACUAUGUAUGA
This is a messenger RNA of Puccinia graminis f. sp. tritici CRL 75-36-700-3, 801 nucleotides long. RefSeq lists its product as uncharacterized. The coding region runs from base 1 to 801 and encodes 266 amino acids. The transcript is spliced from 2 exons. Lineage: Eukaryota; Fungi; Basidiomycota; Pucciniomycetes; Pucciniales; Pucciniaceae. The record is from RefSeq and is a predicted model, not a curated record.